Molecule: messenger RNA, 1487 nt
Organism: Salvelinus namaycush (lake trout)
Lineage: Eukaryota; Metazoa; Chordata; Actinopteri; Salmoniformes; Salmonidae
Gene: b3gntl1
Product: UDP-GlcNAc:betaGal beta-1,3-N-acetylglucosaminyltransferase-like 1
Exons: 12
Coding region: 231-1382 (383 amino acids)
Source: RefSeq, a predicted model, not a curated record
UCGAGAGCAAAUUUGAAUGUAUUUUGGUGUUGUUUUACCGCUCAAAUGAAAAGCAGCUCACUCUAGAACAAGUAACAUCGUAAUGCAAAGUCAUACAUUCUAGAAGAGUAGAUAUCACUGUAAAUAUCCCACGUGUGCUUUCUCCGUUGACGUUCAUUCUUUCAAAUCCGCUAGCCAGUUUUCGGGAGAAAAAAAAGCGCGUUUUUAUCGUGUCUUCCUUGUUUGUUCAGAUGAGUACCUGUUCACUGGAGCAUCCCAACGGGCAGGAGGCCGACUCUGUCCCCGCCAAGCGGCUCUACAAGGGGGAGUGCGCGCAGGAUGGGUCGGUCGGAGGGGGGAACGCAAGCAGGGCCGUGGAGGUGUCUAUAGUCAUGCCAGUGCAUAACGCCUCCUGCUGGCUGGAUGAUUGUCUGCAGGGGAUUUUGAACCAGGACUACACUGGCUCUAUGGAACUGUCUGUCUACGAUGACGCCAGCACUGAUGGUUCCAGAGCGAUAGUGGAGGGAUGGAGGGAGAGGCUGGAAAGGAGAGGUGUUUCCAUGGUGAUCUCUGGCCAUGACUCUGCCCAACCCAGGGGAGUGGGUCAUGCCAAGAACCAGGCUGUGUCUCAGAGCUCUGGAACCUACCUCUGCUUUCAGGACGCUGAUGAUGUGAUGAUGCCUCAGCGAAUACAUCUCCAAUACGAGGCCUGCCUCUUCAACUCUUUGAUUGGCUGUCAGGUCCGCAGGGAUCCAGAGGGAUCUACUGAGCGCUACACACGCUGGAUCAACAACAUCAGCCAGGACCAACUCAGCACCCAGGUGUACACCUCUCACGGCCCUACAGUCGUCAUGCCAACCUGGUUCUGCUCCAGGGAUUGGUUCCAGCGGGUCGGAACCUUUGACGAGGGCGGCAAGGGAGUUCCAGAGGACCUGUUGUGGUUCUAUCAGAGUGUUGGUCAGGGAGGAGGUGUGGUCAGAGUGGACCAGUGUUUACUAGUCUACCGCUACCAUCAACAAGCUGCUACACACUCUGUCCUGGAGGAAACCAUUUGGAACCUCCGUGUGGCCUUCCUCCAGGAGAGAGUUAUCAACCAAUGGGAAUCCUUCACCAUAUGGAAUGCUGGGAAACAGGGCCGGAAACUCUACCGCUGCCUCAGUUCCUUCAAUCAGAAGAAGGUUCGAGCGUUCUGCGACGUGGAUGAGAAGAAGAUCAAGAAAGGCUUCUACACCUAUGAGGAGUCCAAGGAGAGGCCCAAGCCUCAGAUCCCUGUGCUGCACUACAGAGAAGCCUCUCCACCCUACAUCAUCUGUGUCAAGCUGGACAUGACCGGAGGAGUGUUUGAGGAAAACCUGAAGUCUCUCCAUCUGGAAGAAGGAGUUGACUACUACCACUUCAACUAACACUCUGGGAUGGAGAGAUGAAGGGAUGGAGAGAUGAAGGGAUGGAGAGACAGAUGGAGAGAUGGAGAGAUGAAGGGAUGGAGAGACAGAUGGAGAGAUGAAGGA